Molecule: messenger RNA, 3555 nt
Organism: Tuber melanosporum (Perigord truffle)
Lineage: Eukaryota; Fungi; Ascomycota; Pezizomycetes; Pezizales; Tuberaceae
Exons: 12
Coding region: 1-3555 (1184 amino acids)
Biological process (GO): signal transduction; actin cytoskeleton organization
Cellular component (GO): cytoplasm
Source: RefSeq, a predicted model, not a curated record
AUGUCUCACCCGUCAGAUGGACGUCGGUCUAUUGAUUCUCAAAAACCCCUCCCUCCACUAACUACGGAACUGUCGGACCCUUCGGGUUCCUCUUUGCAGCAACAAUCAUGGAAUAGGCAACCUGGCGAGCGGUCUCCCGUGACACCCGGGGGAGGUGUCGGAGGGGGUGUUCCUGGUCAGGCCGGGGGUAUUGGUGGUCCUGGUACUGGUGGAAAUGGUGGAACUGAAGGUAAUGGUGUUAUUCCCCAUGGGAACUCACCAAAAUCACACACCCGGAUAUGCCAAAAGUGUGGAAAUGUCCUUACUGGCCAAUUCGUGCGAGCGUUGGGAGGAGCUUAUCAUUUAGAGUGUUUCAAGUGCAGGGAUUGCGGUACAAUAGUGGCUUCACGUUUUUUUCCGAUCGAUGAGGAAGAUGGCCAAGGGCAGUACCCGUUGUGCGAGACCGACUAUUUUCGCCGUCUGGAUUUAUUGUGCCAUGAAUGUGGUGGAGCUUUGCGCGGAUCUUAUAUCACUGCUUUAGAGCGCAAAUAUCAUAUCGAACAUUUUACAUGCUGUGUUUGCCCAACUGUUUUCGGGCCGCAGGAUUCCUACUACGAGCAUGAUGGAAAGGUUUACUGCCAUUACCAUUAUUCGACACAGUUUGCGGCAAGGUGCAAUGGAUGCCAAACCGCCAUAUUAAAGCAAUUUGUGGAAAUAUUUCGAAAUGGGCAAAAUCAACACUGGCAUCCCGAAUGCUAUAUGAUCCACAAGUUUUGGAACGUGCGACUUGCGCCCGUAGAUACAGGGGAGCCCAGAUCUCCUACCGUCGAAGAUCCUACCAAUACUCGAAGAUCCCUGGUUCGGGAUGCGGAGGAAAAAAUGGAAGAUAAAGUGUUCCGUAUCUGGAGUGUUCUGUCUUCUUUCGAGGAAUCUUCUGCCGCCUGCAUUAGUGAUAUGCUUUUGCAUGUUUCAAAUGGUGCCUACGUUGAUGGAGUGUUCGUGGCAGAGAGGUUUAUCUGGCACGUUGAAAUUCUGUUUGGGUCUGCGGAUACAUUAGACGUGCAACUUUUUAGUGUGGCUGCAAAGGGUUUGACAUACUCAAGAGAAGCCAAGUUACUCUGUAAAAAGAUUGUUGCAUUCUUCAGCCUUCUUUCAAAAACCCAGGAUACCGGCGUUCGAAAACUUGGUGUAACACAGGAACUUCUGUCACUUGUGACCGGACUCGCCCAUUAUCUCAAGCUUUUAAUUCGUAUCACGUUGCAAGGUGCACUGCGACUGGAGAGGGAGCACAACAAUGUUGAAGCUUUAAAGAUUUUCCUGGAAGAACUAUCCGACUUAGAGACUGCUAAAGAGGGGAAGCAGUCUCUUGAAUUAACCCAAGGAAUGUCAGAGAACCUCGCGGAAGAAAACUCAGAUUUAUGCGUCAACUGUCAUACGACUAUUGAGGAGGAGUGUGCAAAGUGUGGGGACCGUAGAUGGCAUUUGAACUGCUUGACUUGUUCUGGCUGUAAGCGCGAGUACAAAGGAAAUUUGGAGGAUAGGCUAUGGUUCCCAUCGGAGCAGCGUGUCGUUUGCCAGGCAUGCGGAUCUCAGAUCAACGAUAAACUUGUCCCGUUUGAGCGUGCAUCACGCUUGAAGCAAUAUGUCUACCUUCUCCGAGUAGCUCUCGCACGACUAUUGUUGAGACUAAGGCAAGGAGCAAAUCUACCCCACACGUCAGCAGAUGACCCCAAUCUGCAGACGUAUGAUUCUAAUGAAGGGCACAAAGUCGGGCUUGACCCACCUCUUCUUCGGUCCGAUACCAGAUCAAAGUCAUAUGGUGGAGAGCAAACAGACUCCUACACUAAUACGAUCAAUGACAUUCGGAGGCUACGCUCCACACGCCUCGAUAGGCAGCUUGGGAGCUCGGCAAAGAAAGCUCGGCAAUCGCGCAUUAUUGAGGGACCUGAAGCUGAUAGUGAUCGAGAUAUCAACGGGGAGCAUGUUGUCGAACAUACAUUCGGCGAUGAUAAGAUACUUACUCUAGAUGAUAUACCUAGGAUUGUUGCAGCCGAGCAAGCUCGAGAACAACGUCCAAAUGCCUUUAGGCACCAGAAGCAUAAUCCCUACGAACCCACCUUACCGGGGCAGCCGCCACCGCCUACGCAACUGAGGUCCGCUAAGCGUUAUUUCUCAGAACUGUCGGCCAUCGACUAUUUCAUUGUUCGACAUAUCGCGGUCUUGUCAAUGGAGCCUUUGGUGGAGGGCCAUUUCAACUUGGAGGAGUUAUUGGGUCUUAUUGAAACAAAUAAGAAGACUUUUUGGGGGAAAUUUGGCAAAGCAUUUACGCCCACUGAGAAGAAAAAAGGCGGCAAAAAGAAAGGUGUCUUUGGCGUGGCAUUGGACCAACUUGCCGAGAGAGAUGGCGCGGAAUCGAGCAUGGGCGUCGGCCCAGGCGCCUUACGAAUACCGGCAAUACUAGAUGACGCAGUGGUUGCGAUGCGGCGAAUGGACAUGUCCGUUGAAGGGGUUUUCCGAAAGAAUGGAAACAUUCGAAGGCUCAAGGAACUCGCGGAGGCGAUAGAUAGAGGCGAGGGACAUGUCGAGAUGUCCUCUGAGGGCCCUGUCCAAAUUGCCGCCCUUCUGAAGAAGUUUUUACGUGAGCUUCCGGAUCCGUUAUUAACAUUUAAACUCCAUCGAUUAUUCGUCACAACCCAGAGAAUCACUGAUGAGGAUAAGAAACGACGUAUUCUUCAUCUCGCCUGUUGUCUUCUGCCUAAGAGCCAUAGGGACUCCAUGGAGAUCCUAUUUUCCUUCCUUAACUGGGUUGCAUCUUUUUCACACAUCGACGAAGAAUCAGGCAGUAAGAUGGACAUUCACAACCUAGCGACGGUUAUUACGCCCAAUAUCCUUUACUCCUCAAAGAAAGCGGAAGCCGGGAUGGAUGAUAGCUUUUUGGCGAUUGAGGCUGUGCACACACUUAUACUGUGUAAUGAGGCUAUGUGUGAGGUUCCCGAAGAUCUGCUAUCUAUACUUAACGACACAAACCUAUUCUCGCAUGGCGCCGACGUCACCACGAAAGAUAUCCUCAAGCGUUAUGGAGAUCUAGUUAACAAACCAACGCCAGCCCGCACCCCUCAGGCCACGAGCUCGCCACCAAAAUCCAAGGAUGGUCGACAGCCCACUACACCGGUAUUUCAUCGCGUUGACACCGAUCCCUUUCAGAAUGUUGCAUGGCAGAAGGAAACUACUGCGCGCCAUGUCGGGAUGCCUUCCCAGCAGCAGCAACAUUCUCAGGCACCACUAGGUGUACCCGGUGGAAACAGUGAUCCCAAUCAGUAUCACCGACGCCAUGGACGUGGAGGUUCUGGGUCGAGCCAAGAUGAUGGGAUGGGACAGAAUGGUCAGCAGGGUGGUCAAAAUGGGCAAGGAAAUCCAAACGGUCAUGGGACACCAGGUGGACAAAACGGCUACACAGACAAUCGAUAUCCCCGCCAACAUCAACAGCAGCAGCAGCAGCAGCAGCAGCAGCAGUGGGGCAGAAGACCAGACAACCAAGUCCGAUCACAGCCACCGCAGGGGGUUGGCGCGGUGUAG